AUGCGAUAUUUUUCCACAAGAGGGAAAGAUCAACUACUAUCUUUCGAAGAGACCGUCCUCACGGGCCUCGCGCCGAACGGCGGGCUAUACAUCCCGGAGAACAUCCCAUCGCUACCACACGGUUGGCAGAUCGCGUGGAGGAACCACUCGUUUGUCGACCUCUCAGUUGAGGUUCUCUCCUUGUACAUUUCUCCCGACGAAAUCUCUCGCGCCGAGCUGCGGGCCCUCGUCGAGAAGUCGUACUGUACGUUCCGCCAUCCUGAUGUCACCCCUGUAAAGAAGUUGGACGACAAGACGUACGUUCUGGAGCUCUUCCACGGCCCUACAUUUGCAUUCAAAGAUGUUGCAUUACAAUUGCUGGGCAAUCUGUUCGAGUUCUUCCUAGUGAGGAGGAAUGCGCGGAAGGCUGCGGGAGAGAAGCAGGAGAAGCUGACGGUGAUUGGUGCCACAAGUGGUGACACCGGAAGUGCUGCCAUCUAUGGGUUGCGAAACAAAGCAAACGUCUCCAUAUUUAUUCUGCACCCGAAAGGGCGCGUCUCUCCCAUUCAAGAGGCACAAAUGACUACCGUCACCGACGUGAACGUGCAUAAUCUUGCCGUCGAUGGGACAUUUGACGACUGCCAGGACAUGGUAAAAGCACUCUUCGCCGACAAGGAGUUCAACGCGACACAUCGCCUCGGCGCAGUCAACUCGAUCAACUGGGCUCGCAUUCUCGCGCAGACUGUCUACUAUUUUCUCGCAUACUUCCAUGUCACACCGCAGCUGCCCGCGGGCGCUGCGCUGCAGUUCGUCGUGCCCACGGGCAACUUCGGCGACAUACUCGCGGGCUACUACGCGAAGCGCAUGGGCCUGCCGAUGGCGCAGCUCGUGGUCGCGACGAACGAGAACGACAUUCUCGCGCGGUUCUGGCGGCACGGCGCGUAUGAGAAGGUCGAUUCCGGCGUGGGGGCCGGUGCCGCCGCAGAUGGUGCGUCGGACGGCAAGCAGGCCGCCGGCGGCGUGAAAGAAACACUGAGCCCGGCGAUGGACAUCCUCGUCUCGAGCAACUUCGAGCGAUUGCUCUGGUACCUCGCGUAUGAGGGUGCGGCACAAGAUGCCGCUUCUGCAGACAGGGCACGCACAGCGUGUACAACGCUUGACGGGUGGAUGAGCGAGAUGAAGAGCGACGGGCGAGUACAGGUCCCCACUGCUGUACUGGAACUGGCGAGAAGGGAUUUCCUCGCGGACAAAGUCUCGGACGAACAGACAUUGGAGACAAUUCGUGCAUACUAUAGCUCUCAACCGUCGUACGUCGCCGACCCACAUACAGCCGUGGGCCUCACUGCGGCGGGAAUAGUCGCACCACACAACCCUCUCAAUGUAUUUCAGGUCGUGCUAUCAACGGCACACCCAGCAAAAUUCUCAGAAGCAGUGACGCGCGCCCUGAGCUCUUCGACGAGUUUCCAGUUCGAACGAGACGUACUUCCAGAAGAGUUCAAGGGCUUGUUGGAGAAGCAACGUCGAGUCAUCGAGGUGGAGGCGCCAGACAUCGAGCUGGUGAAAAAGGUCAUCGAGCAAUUUGUGGAAACCGAGACCACCGGUGAAGCGGCGCCAGCGCGAGCUAGUGUGUAA
Molecule: messenger RNA, 1611 nt
Organism: Postia placenta MAD-698-R-SB12
Lineage: Eukaryota; Fungi; Basidiomycota; Agaricomycetes; Polyporales; Adustoporiaceae
Exons: 6
Coding region: 1-1611 (536 amino acids)
Biological process (GO): L-threonine biosynthetic process
Molecular function (GO): pyridoxal phosphate binding; threonine synthase activity
Source: RefSeq, a predicted model, not a curated record